AUGGCGUUAAGUGAUGGAGCAGUGAUAACAAUGUGUAAUUCAUCGGGAGCAACAUUGAGGUCAACUACAUCAAAAAGUAGUGCUAGUGUUGCUGGUGGUUCCUUUAGUGUUUGUCCAGCUCGAUUGAAUCUCAAAAGCAAGGGAAAACCGGAUAAUGUAUGUCAAUUAAUAACAAUUGCUGAUCAAAAAACAUUGACCCGAUCGAGAGCGCCAUAUCAGACAAGAAAUGAGAGAACACUACCGAAGGGCCGUUCGGCCAGUCUGACAACAUUUGGAAAUGUGCAUAAUUUUAAUGGUGAUAAUUCUCGUAAUACAAUGGCAGCUGCAGCGAUAUCCCUGAAACAGUUCGCAUCUCAACUUCGAUCACCACGAUUUUUCGAACCUGUCACAAAUUUGAAAUGCUUUGUACCAUAUACACCGCCGCCCAUGUUAAGUCCAAUGAGACGAGGCUCAGGACUAUUUUGGAAAAUUUCACAGACUCCUCCAUCAAAGGUCAGCAUGCUACAAUCAUCACAAGGAAAUAAUAAUUUUGAUAAAGCAGGAGCCAGCGAUAGUCAUCACGAAAAUGAAACAAACGAGGAACCAAUUGGAAAACGUUUACGAAGAUGCAAUACGUCAACACUGCAAUCGGUUAAAGAGGGUUUUACAGAUGAGGAGCAACAGGAGAUGCGGACACCGAUUCGGAAGAAUGGAUUCUGUUAUUCAUCUCAAUUUUUCGAUAUUGGAUUACCACACUUGGAAGCUUUACGAAAAGAAUCGGACAUUUCCUGGAAUAGUUCUAGUUCAUCGAGUAUACCUUCUAGUGCAGUAAAUUUACCUUCUCCUAGGAAAUUAUCGGUUUCAUUGGAUGAUGAAGCUCUAAGAAAGACUUCAUCAUGUUCCGAUUUCGGGGAAGAAAUUUACAUUGCUCCAGAAUCCGAUGCUGUACCACAUAUUAACUGUGGACGUGACUAUCAAGUAAAGGUAAAAAAAUGGGCUGAUCGAGCGAUAAGCGAUGAAGAACGUGAUGCUAUACCUGAUCGCGAUGAUGCCAUUUUCGAUUGUAAUAUCAUUGAUCAUCUAGACGAUUCUGCUGUUGAAGCCUAUGAAUUGUUAUCUUAUAGCAAAGCAGUACCACGGCCAGGUAGGAACAGAGAAUUGGCACUACAUUUGCUAAUGGAGAACAAGGGAAAUAUUCAAGAAGCUGUUUUGGAUUUAAUGCGAUCAGAUACGCUAGACUGGAGUCAGUACCCGAUUAUUUACAAUUCGAUAUACACUGAUACAAAUUCUUGGACGCCGGAGGAAAUCAGUUUCUUCCAAGAUGCCAUUUAUAAAGGCGAAAAAGAUUUCCAUCAAGUAGCAUCAGACUUGGGCAACAAAACAGUAAAGCAAUGCGUGGAAUUCUAUUAUAUGUGGAAAAAAGCAUGUCCGGACGACUAUCGAAAACUAAGAAAUUUGCGACGUAAACGUCAGUUGCUGGAAAUGCAGCAACAGCUUGACUUGAUGGAAAGUUACAAUCUGAGGUCGAACAGUCGACCAGCCGAAAGUGGCGAAUUGUUGGGUUUAGAAGAAGGAAGUGAUCUAUCUGCGAUUUCACAUGACACGGAUAAAAUGAAGAGUGAACAUUCGGUUAGGAAUACAAAUUGUUCGGCGAUAGCACGAAAAUACUCAAUGGCAAGAUUUGGAGAACUGCCACAUUCAAGAAUUCCGUCUUCAGUGAUUAUGGGAAAUGAUGCUAUAUCUCGAUCUUCUUCCCAAUUGCAUCGAACACCAAUUAAAAAAGGUGCUCAACCAGCGGCUGAUGGCUUCUUCCACUGCCGCCUUUGUGAUAAAUAUUUCGAAAAGGUUAAAAGUUUGAAUGCCCAUAUGAAAUCGCAUGCAAUGAAAGCACGAGCUGAAGCUGAAGCGGCUCAAUCACAGUUGAAUUUGCAACAUCACGACAAUAACGCUAAAACAACUAAUGCUAGUAAUAUUAUUGAAAAAACGAUAUCAAUAAAAAGCUCACCAAUGACUGAUUCAAUGUCGUUUGUUCAUCAUCCUCAUCAUCAGAAGGAGCAACAACAAAGCUCGUUGAAUAUCGAUCCACUGAAAUCCAACAUCGAGAGAUCAACUAUGCAAGUAACCAAUAAUUUUGCUGCUGCUGCUUCAACUACAGCAGCUAUUGUUGCUUCAGAACAGAAUCCAUUCUGUCCAGUUAUCGCAAAAUCAGGAGGUAGUGGAAGGCUGGGUCAGGAUCUUUUUGUGCAAACGUCUCUAACUCCGGAGCAUCAUCAGUUCACCCAGAAUACUCUGAUGUCCGGUUCGUUGGGUCUAGCAGCCCAUCAAGCUUUAAAUCAGUCUCUUACUGCUGCCAGUGUUCUCAAUCAGUUUCCACAAGCUCAAGCAUUGCAAUUUUUGAACAAUUUACAAAAUCCAGCUAUUACUCAUUAA
Molecule: messenger RNA, 2409 nt
Organism: Cercopithifilaria johnstoni
Lineage: Eukaryota; Metazoa; Nematoda; Chromadorea; Rhabditida; Onchocercidae
Source: the annotation of a GenBank genome assembly